Acanthosepion pharaonis is the source of this 1167-nucleotide messenger RNA. The record is from the annotation of a GenBank genome assembly. NCBI's taxonomy places the organism in Eukaryota, Metazoa, Mollusca, Cephalopoda, Sepiida, Sepiidae.
AUGCCUUUUUCUACCUCUGGCAACAACUUCCCUUUUCUACCUCUGGCAACACCUUCCCUUUUCUAUCUCUGGCAACACCUUCCAUUUUCUACCUCCUGCAACACCUUCCCUUUUCUACCUGUGGCAACACCUUCCCUUUUCUACCUCUGGCAACACUUUCCAUUUUCUACCUCCUGCAACACAUUCCCUUUUCUACCUCCUGCAACACCUUCCCUUUUCUAUCUCCAGCAACACGUUCCCUUUUCUAUCUCCGGCAACACCUUCCAUUUUCUACCUCUGGCAACACCUUCCAUUUUCUACCUCUGGCACCACUUUCCCUUUUCUCCCUCUGGCAACGUCUUCCAUUUUCUACCUCCGGCAACACCUUCCCUUUUCUAUCUCCGGCAACACCUUUCCUUUUCUAUCUCCGGCAACACCUUUCCUUUUCUAUCUCCGGCAACACCUUCCCUUUUCUACCUCCAGCAACACCUUCCCUUUGCUACCUCUGGCAACACCUUCCCUUUGCUACCUCCGGCAACACUUUCCAUUUUCUACCUCCUGCAACACGUUCCCUUUUCAACCUCUGGCAACACCUUCCCUUUUCUAUCUCCGGCAACACCUUCCCUUUUCUAUCUCCGGCAACACCUUUCCUUUUCUACCUCCAGCAACACCUUCCCUUUUCUACCUCUGGCAACACCUUCCCUUUUCUACCUCUGGCAACGUCUUCCCUUUUCUACCUCUGGCAACGUCUUCCCUUUUCUACCUCUGGCAACGUCUUCCCUUUUCUACCUCUGGCAACACCUUCCCUUUUCUACCUCUGGCAACACCUUUCCUUUUCUACCUCUGGCAACACCUUUCCUUUUCUACCUCUGGCAACACCUUCCCUUUUCUACCUCUGGCAACACCUUCCCUUUUCUACCUCUGGCAACACCUUCCCUUUUCUACCUCCGGCAACACCUUCCAUUUUCUACCUCCUGCAACACCUUCCCUUUUCUACUUCCGGCAACACCUUCCCAUUUCUACCUCCUGCAACACCUUCCAUUUUCUACCUCUGGCAGCACCUUCCCUUUUCUACCUCUGGCAACACCUUCCAUUUUCUACCUCCUGCAACACUUUCCAUUUUCUACCUCUGGCAACACCUUCUCUUUUCUACCUCUAGCAACACCUUCCAUUUUCUGCCUCUGGUAA